Messenger RNA from Rhagoletis pomonella (apple maggot), 963 nucleotides. RefSeq names its product trypsin-3-like. Lineage: Eukaryota; Metazoa; Arthropoda; Insecta; Diptera; Tephritidae. The coding region runs from base 1 to 963 and encodes 320 amino acids. Gene Ontology annotation, molecular function: serine-type endopeptidase activity. The record is from RefSeq and is a predicted model, not a curated record. Gene Ontology annotation, biological process: proteolysis. The transcript is spliced from 5 exons.
AUGUCGCUCGUAAAUAAUGCGCAGGCAUUCGGCAACACCAACAAUAAAAGUGCCGCGUAUCCCUUUUUCGGCAAACAACAUGAUCAUAGUGACGAUAUUGAAUUGCCAAAGGACUUAAGGCUUCCUAAUAUUACGGUGGAUCAUAGAGAACCUGUAAUGCUUAUCGCUGGCGGCUAUCGACCCGAAAAGAAUAUACUAUCCAAGUAUGUUGUGUCCAUACGCACGUCCCGAUCGACUGCAUAUUUUGGUGAUAAUCACUUUUGUGCCGGCUCCAUAAUUUCAGAACGUUUGGUGCUCACUGCGGCGCAUUGCGUUGUUGACCGUCGUAAGAUGGUUACUCGUCCGCAUCGCCUGCUCGUCGUUGCUGGCGCUCCGAAUCGUUUACUUAGAAUUUCGACCACUGUUGAACGCAAGGUGCAAAAGGUCCUACCACACAAUCAAUUCGUAUGGAAAGGAGUGCAUGAUAUUGCGCUUUUGUUGCUGGCUAAACGCUUUCCGGACGAUAACGACAACAUCAAAGUAAUACCUCUGAUCAAUGAUUUUGUCACUCCCGGUACCGUGUGUCAAAUAGUUGGCUGGGGUCAGAUAUUUUUUCGUGGCCCAUAUUCGGCGAAUGCUUUAGUAGCAAAUGUAACAAUUUUUUCCUAUGAAUAUUGCCGAAAAGCCUAUCCACGCAUUUUUCAUGAGUCUAUGCUUUGUGCUGGCAGAGAGAAUGAGUGGGAUAUCGAUGCUUGCCGUGGUGAUUCCGGUGGUCCGUUGAUUUGCAAUGGACAUUUAGCCGCUAUUAUUUCGUGGGGUUCACAUUGUGGAGAAAACGGAAAGCCAACUGUUUUCACCAGUGUUCAUCAUCAUCGUGAAUGGAUAAAUUUUGCGAGUAAAGGAAAAUCAGUCACAGCGCUAAGUCGGCACUUUUUGUUAUUGAUAACAUUUGUGAAUAUUUUUUUCCAUUUAAGUAAUAUUUAA